GCCUUUAUUACUCAGUAAUACAUAUUUGCAGUUCCCUUGGUAAUAAUUAUCGUACAGUAAUAUGUGUGAAAGUUCAGUAUGACUCCUUGAAGUAGGACUUUACACUGCCCUGUCAUAAACAUAUUACGUGUCCAUCCCCACCUCCCUGGGAGGGGACCAAUAGGAAAUGAAGUGGGUUCAGCAAUAUGCAGGCAAUACCAUAGUAAUAUUUUUAUAAGAAAGGAGUUCAAUUAAACGGGCUGUACAGACAGUUUAAUUUGAGAAGUGAGAUCACAAGUGAUUAUUACAGAAAUCUAGGAUCCUGGACAUGGAUAUUGAAAAGAACAAGGAUGCAUUCCAGGCCAACACUGUACAGAAUCAGGAGAUCCUGGACUUCCUACUUGAUUGCCAAGGUGGCAUACUAUGCUGUGAGGAUGUUUAUGCACAGUCUGUAUAUGUUGAUUCAGAAACAUAUGCCCAUACCCAAGAUGGUGAAGCAUUCUUAUCCUCAUCUAGGAUUCCUGUUGAUUUGCCAUCAGAUUUCACAGUUUGGUCAUCUCUAGGCAGUGACAGUGUAAUUUCUGAAGAUUUACCAUCAGAACAAACUUGUUGUUUUCCUAAGUGCUGCACAUCUGAAGACAUGUCUGCUCUUGGGAAAUUACAAAAUAGAGAUUUUUCCAUAAGUUUGGAUGUAUACUCUGGAAAAGGCCUUUAUGAAAAUAAUACGGAAUUAAGUAUUCCUAUUGCUGACUCAGACUGCCAUCUGACAGUGAAGGACCUUUUGCUAUCCAGUAGUUGUGACUUGCAGAGACAGCCUACUUCCUUGUUGCAGGGCUGUGCACCAGUGGUUUGUGGGGAUCUAAUUCUGACUGAGGAUGAGAGGAAGUUGCUUGAUAAAGAGGGUAUAACACUGCCUCACCAAUUACCCCUAACCAAGUAUGAGGAACGUGUUCUGAAAAAAAUAAGACGAAAAAUCAGAAACAAACGGUCAGCCCAAGACAAGAAAAAGAAGAAAGAAUACAUGGAUGAGCUAGAAACCAGGAUGUCAACAUGCACAGCCCAAAAUCAGAAGCUACAACACAAAGUUCAACAGCUGGAGAAAGAGAACAUGUCACUUCUUGAACAGUUACGGAAGCUCCAGAUAUUAGUCUGCCAGUCAACAGGGAAUGUUACUCAGACAGGAACAUAUUUGGCAGUUUUACUUUUGGCAUUUUCGCUCAUCAUUUUUCCAUCCUUUAGCCCAUUUACAAAAAAGACUCAAAAAAGCAAUGACUUCAUCCCCGUGCGAGUGUUUUCCAGGUCUCUACAUGACUCUGUCUCUUCAAGGGUGACAUAUUAUUCAACUGAUGCAGAAGAGACUACGGGUUGGGUGCGAAAUGAGCACCAAGGAAUGGACGCACAGUUGGGACCUCUGGAGUACCUAACAGCAUCACUAAGCAGUUACACCAAGCCUCUGGAACACUCACUUGAGAUAAUCAACUACACUCACCGUCUGGAAGGAGGAAGCACUGGCAUAAAGCUGCAGCAGCGACUCUUUGCAGAUAAUGAGAAGUCACAAAAUGUCUCUUUAAGUGAUCAAGUUAUAGGUAAUGUUACCUGGAAGCAGGAAAGGGAGCUAUAAGUCAGCACCUUUACCUUAUAGAACAUGUUACCCCCCCCCCAGAAAUGUUGAACCUGCCACUCUGGUUGUUAAAAAGUUAACAGUAAGGCUGCAGCAUCCCCUUAAUUGCUUAGAAUUGUAUCUCCUCCUCUAAGCCACUCUACCCCCUCCCUCAGAAAUUGACUUUGGCUGUUGGCUAAUGGGCAUGUUCAGUUCUUCUCAGCUCAGAAUACUAAACAUCAAUCUAAACAUCAAUCUAACAGCCAAUGAAGCAAUAGCAUUACUGGUUACCAUAGAAACUCUAGCUGUCUGAUCCUAUUUUUUUCUGCUAACCGCUCAGCUUAACCAUUUUAGUGCUCAAUUCCGCAGAACUUUUUAUCAAAGUAUUUUGUGCCUGUGUAAACCUGCAUUCUGCAUUGCAUGAACUUUACAGCAUACAUGUCCUGUUUGCAGAUGUAAAUGCUAUUUGUUUUAGGAAAAUGUGAUGGUGCUGGCAAAUAAAGGGGGUUUAUGCAGUACAAAUUAUGUGGCUUGGGUGGGAAAGAUAUGCCCAACUACAUGGUUGGAAAAUGUGGGCUUGACAAGUCCUUUAACACAGGAGCAAAGAAUAUUUGACUUCAAGAGUGUCUGUCCAAAUACUGAGAAAGCUUAACUUUGGUGAGUGGGGUAUAAUGAUAUAUAUAUAUAUGAUAAGAAGAAAAGUCCAGUGAAAAAAAUAUCACAGGGCAAAAAUACCCUUUAUAUACCCUUUAUUCAUUCAUAUAAGAACAUAUGCUUACUGAUUUUCAUGAUAUCAUGCAACUUACUUGUAGAUAAAAAAAAAAAGUAGAAAUUUUCCUUUUAAUAAAGUAUGGAAA
This is a messenger RNA of Xenopus laevis (African clawed frog), 2436 nucleotides long. Its product is annotated as cyclic AMP-responsive element-binding protein 3-like protein 3. The record is from RefSeq and is a predicted model, not a curated record. NCBI's taxonomy places the organism in Eukaryota, Metazoa, Chordata, Amphibia, Anura, Pipidae.